Messenger RNA from Fragaria vesca subsp. vesca, 1819 nucleotides. Its product is annotated as cytochrome P450 93A1-like. The transcript is spliced from 2 exons. The record is from RefSeq and is a predicted model, not a curated record. Gene Ontology annotation, molecular function: oxidoreductase activity, acting on paired donors, with incorporation or reduction of molecular oxygen, NAD(P)H as one donor, and incorporation of one atom of oxygen; heme binding; iron ion binding. NCBI's taxonomy places the organism in Eukaryota, Viridiplantae, Streptophyta, Magnoliopsida, Rosales, Rosaceae. The coding region runs from base 123 to 1667 and encodes 514 amino acids. Gene Ontology annotation, cellular component: membrane.
AUUCAGAUUAUGCAGAGUUUAAUUCCUGAGGUAUUGAACUUCUGUAAAAACGAAGUGUUUGACAUUCUUAUAUAGCACCCCAAAACUGCUUACUUUUGCAAGAUUAAUCCAAACAUUCAACCAUGGAAACAGAUUUCCAAGGCUACAUCAUACUCUUCCUUGUUUGGCUAGUCUCCACAAUCCUUGUCCGAACCAUAUUGGCCAAAUUUCGGACCAAUUCUCGCCUUCCACCAAGUCCAAUGGCAUUACCAAUCAUUGGACACCUUCACCUCCUUGCCCCAAUACCUCACCAAGCUCUUCACAAGCUAUCAAACCGCCUUGGACCUUUAGUGCACAUCUUUCUGGGUUCUGUCCCUUGUGUAGUUGUUUCAUCCCCCGAAAUGGCGAAAGAGUUUCUCAAGACUCAUGAAGCUUCCUUCUCCAACAGACCACAUAUGGCUGCUGUUGAUUAUCUUACAUACGGGUCAGCUGAUUUUUCGUUUGCGCCUUAUGGACCCUACUGGAAAUUCAUGAAGAAACUUUGCAUGUCUGAACUUCUCGGUGGAAGAACACUUGAUCAGCUCCUUCCAGUGAGGCGUGAAGAGAUGACGAGCUUCAUAGACUUGAUGCUAAACAAGGCCAAGGCAAAUGAAGCAGUUGAUGUUGGAGCUGAGCUUAUGAAUGUAACCAACAAUAUCAUAUCAAGAAUGCUUAUGGGGCAGGGUUGUUCUGCGAGCGAAAAAGAGGCUGAUGAGGUCAGAAAGUUGGUCAAAGCUGUUGCUGAGCUAACAGGGAAGUUCAAUUUGUCAGACUUCAUUUGGUUUUGUAAGAACUUGGAUUUGCAGGGAUUUGGGAAAAAUCUUAAGAAAGUGCGUGAUCAGUUUGACACUAUGAUGGAGAGGAUCAUAAAGGAGCAUCAAGAGGCACUAAAGAAGAAGAAAGUGGCAGAAAGUGAUGGUUAUGUUAAAGAUUUGCUCGACAUUUUACUUGAUAUAUCUGAAGAUGAGACCUCAGAGAUCAGACUCACUAGAGAAAACAUAAAGGCCUUCAUCCUGGACAUAUUUGCUGCUGGUACCGACACAUCUGCGAUUACAACAGAAUGGGCACUAGCGGAGCUAAUCAACCACCCAGAUAUCAUGAACAAAGCAAGACAAGAAAUCAACACCAUAAUUGGGAACAACAGGCUAGUACAAGAAUCAGACAUUGCAAACCUUCCAUACCUGCAAGCCAUAGUGAAAGAGACACUAAGGCUUCAUCCAACAGGUCCAUUAAUUGUGAGAGAGUCAACUGAACCCUGUUCAAUUGGCGGCUAUGAUAUUCCAGCAAGAACCAGGUUGUUUGUUAACGUGUGGGCUGUCAACAGAGACCCCAAUCACUGGGAGAAGCCUCUGGAGUUUGAGCCAGAAAGGUUUACACACAAUGAAGGUAACGGGAAGAGCCAACUAGACGUGAGAGGACAACAUUUUCAUUUGUUGCCAUUUGGUAGUGGAAGAAGAGGGUGUCCUGGAACCUCACUUGCACUGCAGGUUGUGCAGACAACACUUGCAGCUAUGAUUCAGUGCUUUGAAUGGAAGGUACCUAGUGGUAGUGUUGACAUGGAAGAGGGCCUUGGAUUAACACUUCCAAGAGCUCAUCCAUUGGUUUGUGUUCCAGUUGCUAGGCUCAGUCCCUUUCCAUCUAUUGAUUAAACGUAAAGAAUCAGUAAUUGAUUAUGCUAUAUCAAAAAGGCUAGGUGUAUGCUGGGAAGUCUGGUAAGGACAGUGAUACAUCUUUGAGGGAGGGAGAGUUGAAAUGUUUUACAAGCUUAAUAUAAAGAGGAAUUUGUUGCCUUAUCAUCUUU